AUGGGCGGUCUCUGCGUCGUCGGCGGCAUCACUGGGUAUGCAAAAUCUCGUUCGGUGCCUUCACUCGUUGCUGGUGUUGGCGUUGGUCUCUUGUUCCUGUGGAGUGCAGAUGCCAUCAGGAAAGGCUCGCCAAAUGGGUUGGAGGGCGCUUUGGGUGCCUCAGCACUGCUUCUUCUCUCAUCUCUUCCUCGCAUUGCCAAGGGCCCGGUGCCCAUUGUUCUCGCUGCAACGAGCAGUGCUGCGGGUGUAUACUAUGGAACAAAAGUGUACAACUUGCGCAACCACUGA
This is a messenger RNA of Suillus paluster, 288 nucleotides long. RefSeq names its product transmembrane proteins 14C-domain-containing protein. The transcript is spliced from 3 exons. Bases 1 to 288 code for a protein of 95 amino acids. Lineage: Eukaryota; Fungi; Basidiomycota; Agaricomycetes; Boletales; Suillaceae. Gene Ontology annotation, cellular component: membrane. The record is from RefSeq and is a predicted model, not a curated record.